This is a messenger RNA of Drosophila mauritiana, 1544 nucleotides long. Its product is annotated as transmembrane protease serine 9. Gene Ontology annotation, molecular function: serine-type endopeptidase activity. Gene Ontology annotation, biological process: proteolysis. The coding region runs from base 7 to 1449 and encodes 480 amino acids. The transcript has a single exon. The record is from RefSeq and is a predicted model, not a curated record. NCBI's taxonomy places the organism in Eukaryota, Metazoa, Arthropoda, Insecta, Diptera, Drosophilidae.
UUUAUAAUGACUUGGAGUGUGUUUCCAUUUCUGUUGGCGGCUCUCUUACGGCCGGUUCGUGGAGAUCUGGAUGCCCAAAGCCGCAUCAUUGGAGGAUAUGCUGUGGACAUUGAAGAUGCCCCGUACCAGGCGGAAGUGAUAAUAGAUGGCACUGCUAUAUGCAGUGGGGCCAUCAUCACAUCAGACACCAUUCUCACGGCAGCUUCGUGUGUCCAGUCCUACAGUUCAAUUGAAGUACGCGUGGGCACCAGCUCCCGCGAUUAUGAUGAAACUGGAUUCCUGCUCGACGUCUGUGAAAUAAUUGAUCACCCGCAGUACAAUUGCUGGCGCUUCGAUAACAACCUGGCACUGUUGAAGUUGUGCGAUCCGCUCAAGACCUCCGAUGGUAUCCAGCCCAUCAGCAUAGCAGAGGAUGAGCCGGACGAUGGUUCCUGGUGCACUGUUUCCGGCUGGGGAUCCACCAGUUGGUGGGGCAGCUGGUGGGACAGGUGCUUCGGCAGUCUGCCAGACUAUCUGCAGAUGGCAUGGGUCAGCGUCUACAACCGGGAGCAGUGCGCCGCGGAUCGGGGUGUUUGGUUCGACCUCUGGGACAAUGGCAUCUCGUACCUUACCCUCUGCACUCAGUAUGGCGCCGGAGGAUGCUCCUACGAUACGGGAGCUCCCUUGGUGAAAGAUGGACAACUAGUGGGCAUUCUAUCCGAAGGCGGCUGCACCACCAAGCCAGAUGUCUUCGCCAACGUACCUUGGUUCACAGGUUGGAUAGCCGCGAACACCGAAGACGAGGAUACAACCGAUUCGACAAGUACUUCUAUUGCUAGUAGUACCACUGUUGCUAGAACUACAGCUGCUACUGUACCUAGUACUGAACCCAGCACAGUACCUGUUACAGAACCUAGUACUGAACCUUCCACCAGUACCGUAUCCAGUACCAUAUCUAGUACCUUGCCUAGUACAGUAUCUAGUACUGAAGACAUUACUGUACCGAGUACUUUAGUCAGUGCUGUGCCUACUACUAUACCUAGUGCGGCACCUAGUACUACUGCACCGAGUUCUGUACCUAGUGCCGAACCGAGUUCUGUACCUAGUACCGAACCGAGUUCUGUACCUAGUACUGAACCGAGUUCUGUACCUAGUACUGAACCGAGUUCUGUACCUAGUACUGAACCGAGUUCUGUACCUAGUACUGAACCGAGUUCUGUACCUAGUACUGAAUCGAGUUCUGUACCUAGUACUGAACCGACUACCAUACUUUCUGCUGUACCCAGUACUGUGACGAGUACUAUAGCGAGUACUGAACCCAGUACAGUACCUGGCAAUGCCCCCAGUACUUUAGCCAGUACAAUAUCUAGUACUCCCGUUACUACGUUGAGUCCUUCGCCUAGCGUAACAACUACGAUUAUGACGGAAACUGCACCAAUAUCCACUGAAAGCCCUGAUCCCGAGGGAUAAUAAAGAUAGCCUAGAAUAGUUAAUGCCUUUAAAUGUUUAACUUUAAGCUAACUAAUUAACACUCCUAAAUAAAAGAAACUGUGACAUCAGCUUUC